Molecule: messenger RNA, 771 nt
Organism: Hypoxylon fragiforme
Lineage: Eukaryota; Fungi; Ascomycota; Sordariomycetes; Xylariales; Hypoxylaceae
Exons: 1
Coding region: 1-771 (256 amino acids)
Source: RefSeq, a predicted model, not a curated record
AUGGCCGGCCUUCCGAAUGAUCAGGGUUCCAAUCACGUCCUAGUGGGACACCAGCUACUACCCAAGGCCAAUGUACCUCAAUGGACAGCGAAAGAUUGCGUCGAAUUGUUGACUGGAGUGCGCGGAUUCGACUUCCGCAACUGCCAGCUGCCAGAGGGACAAGACGCCAUAGCCAUGGCAGAAGCUCUCCUGCUGGGCGAGGACAAAACCAACAUCAUAAGAGACCAUAUCCUUGGCAUCACCAAACUAUUCAAAAUUGGAAUCCAGUUAUAUGACGGCAACGAUAUGAGUGAAUAUUUCUGGAAGGUGAUGUGGCAGACAGGCCCAUGGCCUUACUUACCCCUGAAGAAAGCCACCCACCAGACGUUGAAGAACGCUGUCGCCUUCUAUACCCAGGCCUUUAAGACCCACCAAGAGACCUCAGUAUCCGGCAUACAGUUCCCCGUACGCCAUCCUGACGACCUGAUGGACAACACUGUAUGGGGCAUGAUUCGCACCAUUGCCUACUGGAUCACGAUUACCGAGGGCACCAAGUACGUGUGUGCAAUCAAGGAGGCUAACGUCACCAAUCACGUCGAUCACGUCAACCAGGCCUACCGCGACUACCUUGCCGAUGCCGCCAUCCAGGCUGACGUCGCCAACCAGGCCGACGUCGCCAACCAGGCCAAUACCGGCAACAUGGGUCGCAAGCGACGACGACGUGCUUCGAAGAUGAAGGGAGAGGAAGAGAAAGAGCUAGCAGCCCAGGACGUCAAGCCUCCCGUCAAUUAG